AUGCGACUGAAGGUCGCUGAAGCGGAGGAGGCGGUUUUGGAGGCCGUGGUUGCGGAGGCGACCAAGCUGGGAGAGGCCUGGUCGGAAGGUGCGUGUCGCAAGGUGACCCCGGACCUGGGCACGUUCCUCGAUGCUGCUGUGACGGAGUCUCCCGAAGAGGCCCAAGCAAUCCGCGCGGAGGAAGAGGCACGCAAGCAAGCCGAGCGACAAGAGCGGGCCAGGUGGUGUCCCCCGAGUCCUGAUCGCCUGGCGCUGUGGCUUCGGGCGGGCGCAAGCUUGACGCUAUGCGAUGCAGCGAGGCAGACUUCUGUAGCUCAGCUCUGUGAGGCAGCCGUGCUGUGCGUCCGGGAGGCAGCCCAGGAUGCCUUGGAAGCUGCGGCGGCUGCUGAUGAGGCGAGCAAGGAGGAAGCGACAGACGACAAAGCAUGUCGUGCCCAGGAGCUGGACGAAGGCUGCGCAGCAGCUCUUCGGUUCAUACUCUCUGAGGCACCUGCCACCGUGCUCGUGGAAGAUGCCUUGGGCAGGAGCUGCAUCGUCAUCAUGGCCGAGGCCUUCGGCUUCAUCGCAGAUCUUCCGAAGCCAAAUUUGGGGGAGGAGCCGAAGGCCACGCUUCGCGCCCUUUGUGACGGAAUCGGGCUCUGCUUCUCCAAAUCACCUUCCACCCUGCUGUGGUGUUUGAGGAGCAACGAGAGCCUCCGGCUUGCGUCAGAGGCGAUAGCUGAGCACUACAAGGAUGCCGAGGACAAGCCGGCCCCACUUCUCCGACUGCUCGAUUGGAUCGAGGUUGUGAUGGGUGGUGCGUGGGAGGUGGCUACAGAAGAAAGUGACGUGCUGUCGCGUGCGGUUGUGGAAGCCGACUUCUUUGAUGUGGAGGAGAUGGUCGACACAUCGAUACGGCUUCGCAACUUCACAGACAAGAUGGAGCAGAAAGUCCAGGAAUGGAAGGCAGAGGAGGCGGAGCUGAAGUUGCUGGAGUUCGAGGCGCGCUGCGCCAAGAAGGCCCUCGCCUACGAGGACCGCAUCGCCCGCCUCGAAGCCGAGAUCGCCCGUCGUGCCGGCAGCGCCGCGCGCCCCAAGGCCAAAGCGAAGCCCACCUCGGUGCCGGAGGAGGCCCAGAAAGCGGAGGAAGCUCCAGAGAAAGAAAAGAAGACAACGCCACCGCCGCCGCCACAAGUGACAGAGUUGGACCAUGGGGCCGUCGCCGAAGCCAAGCGCGUGGUGGAAAGCAUCCGAACAGACAGGCUUGUGAACUGCGAAUGGGAAGAAGGCAUCACAGAAGAGGUGAAAGCAGGGCUCCUGGGCAUGCGCAGGUCCCUGUGCGCUGCAGUGGAAAGGCUGGCGAUGGACCUUUAUGCAGAUGAGUGCCAUUGCCUGUGGGAGCUCAUACAGAAUGCUGAUGACAACAAGUAUGACAGCGGCGUGCAGGUGCCGGAGCUUUCCCUGGCCUUAGAUGUGGACCCUUCCCAUGGAGCCUUUGUCUGGACCUCGAACAACGAGAUCGGUUUGACUGCUGAG
Molecule: messenger RNA, 1515 nt
Organism: Symbiodinium natans
Lineage: Eukaryota; Dinophyceae; Suessiales; Symbiodiniaceae
Source: the annotation of a GenBank genome assembly